AUGGCGAGCACCUCCUCUUCCCCCGAUGUCCCACCUUUCCAAGGCUAUGUCGAGACGACAGAAAACGCACUACGCCUCAUUCAUGCCGCCAGACAGGGAGUCGUACCACGCAUAACACGUCGACUAAACGACACCGAAAGACGGUCGAUGAUCAAGAGCGGAGCGGUUUUCAUCUUCAGCGUCGAGGAAAGUGGAAUUAAGCGGUGGACCGACGGACUCUUGUGGUCACCGUCCCGCAUCGUUGGAAACUUUUUGGUAUAUCGAGAAAUCAAUGAACGAGCAAGUAGCCGAGGAAAUGGCCACAAGAAAACGUAUCCCAGCGACGACAACAGAGCACUCAGCGUUCACCGAAAUUCUCCUGGCCUUUCGGGGGGAUACAAGGGCUCCUCAUCCAGCGGCGGUGAUCAAGGAACGUUUAAACCCGGCGGACUGAUUAAGAAGACAAUCACUGUUACAAUUGAAGGAUCCGACCUUCAUCUCAUUUCAUACUAUACAUCCGAAGACAUCAGGGCUGGAAAACUGAAGAGGCCGUCAUCCCGACCUGACAUCAUGGGGAUUUACAUGUCACCCCAUAUAUUCCGCCUCACAAAUUUCCGUGUACCUCCAAAGGUCGAAAUUGGGCCAGACGGAAGGCCAAGAUUGGUCUCCGAGCCUGAAGAUCACGAUAAUGGCAGGGUUGAAGAGCAAACCUACCCCAGCCCUACCCAUUCCCAUUCGCCGGCGUCAUCCAUAGGCCACUCUCCGGUUGAUACCUCGUUUUCAGGAAACCAGUUGUACCCCAUCCCAUCGCUGAACAGUAACGUGAACACCUCCGUAGGAUUUCCGAGAAAUAAUAUUUCGGAUAGAUGGUCAGGGGGUAUCGAUGCCUUGCGAGCACCGACUCCGCUACGGCAGGAUAACUCGUGGACCAUGUCUCCAACGUCCGGGCAGGUUUCCAGUUCAUCUCGCCGAGAAGGCGGUUCCCUGCCUUCCGCAGACUCUUGGGCAUCUCAAAUUCAUUCGAGCAGAAAUUGGCACAACGAUUCGUCAUACGAGUCCUCGGACUUGGCUCUGGAUAGACAGACCAGAAUCCGCACAGGCCACCAUCCUUAUCAAAAUGCAGUCACUUUGAGAGACCACGAUUCGUCCUCCCACUUCGGAAGAUAUUCUGCUGGUCGCAGCAAUAGAGAAGUCGGGUCUCAAAGGUUGCCUUGGCUUCUGCCCGGUGAUACGACAUCUGACCAGAAAGACAGUGGCAGCACCCGUGCUCUGCACAGCGGAAGAACCUCCUACACUUCGUCGUCUUCCUUGCCGUUCGCUUCGGAAGGGUAUUCAUAUCCUGGAGGGUGGCCUUCUUCUGCGGAAAGUGGCAAUAACCUAGACAUUGCACCACAACCCCCAUUUUCUCCGUCAAAUUUGCAGACGUACAACUCGACUUACCCCUCGAAUACUGGUGAACUGAUGGUCUAG
Messenger RNA from Marasmius oreades (fairy-ring Marasmius), 1449 nucleotides. RefSeq lists its product as uncharacterized. Gene Ontology annotation, molecular function: DNA binding. NCBI's taxonomy places the organism in Eukaryota, Fungi, Basidiomycota, Agaricomycetes, Agaricales, Marasmiaceae. The transcript is spliced from 7 exons. The record is from RefSeq and is a predicted model, not a curated record. Bases 1 to 1449 code for a protein of 482 amino acids.